Trypanosoma rangeli is the source of this 1140-nucleotide messenger RNA. RefSeq lists its product as uncharacterized. The record is from RefSeq and is a predicted model, not a curated record. The annotation marks the transcript as partial. The transcript has a single exon. Lineage: Eukaryota; Euglenozoa; Kinetoplastea; Trypanosomatida; Trypanosomatidae.
AUGGAUGAAGGGCCUCCUGCGAAGGGGUCGGGGGGGACAAGCCACACCCCGCCGCUGGGCAAUCGAAAGACGCAAGAUGGUGGAGUGGGGCAAACACAUUCACCACCAUAUUCAGAAACACCGCCACCGCCAAAGCCAACAGCCAACGGCAGGGGAGAAAGGGAGGGAAAAGACGGCCCGUCAGGUGACGCGGAUAGCACCGGGGAUCGAUCGGAGGACGGUCCUGUAGAAUUGGCGGAACCGGAACGCACAAAGGGAGCAGAAAUACCACCGCGGCGAGGAAGCUUGCCUUCAUCACCAGAAGAAGAACAACCACCACUGCCGAGCCGACCAGAAGAAGGGCGCGGAUCCUCGACUGAUGUCAGUCAAGGAGAAACCAAUGCAGGGAAGGAGGGGUACUUGGCAGACGACAACGGUUCCGCAACGCAGCACUCAUCGCACGUGCCGGGAAAAGGGCCGCAUGAGAAACAGGCAGCGGAAGGAGACCCAGAGCAGAGACACCAAGGCAACCCUUUACCGCCAGAACCGCACACGGAGGGCACUCAAAAUAAGCUGAGCGACGACGCAGAUUUGCAGAGCGGUGAAAUUGCAGGCCAGCCGCAUGCCACGAGUAAAACACACCAGGUGGAGGCGCAGCAAAAACAACUGAAUGGUCUUCGCCUGCAGGUGGCGCUGGCGCUGCCGGCCGCCAGGCUGGAGAGCCCACCGAGAAGGUUGACAAAGACACCAAAGAGCCCGACACCGCAGGGACCCCAGCCGGCCCACAAGAAGGUGCUGCCGCUAGCGCACCGGCAAGCCGCGAAAAGGAAGAAGCAGCGGGGCACACAGAGAGCACUGCAAAGGACGCCGCGGUUUCCGACUGGCACUGGCAACGGCGCCGCAGUGCAGUCAAAGCUGGGGGGCCGUUGCGACAGCCGGCGCUGGUCAGGCGGAGCAGGGGCACACCGCAGCGCCCGCCUCCUACGAACAACCGGAAGCGAGUGGCCGGAAGGAGGGGCCAACCUCCAAGCCCGAAGCGGGGGCGGCAGCGUGAGCGAAAGAGCCGCGCGCAGCCCGCCCUUCUCUUCUUUUUUUUUGUGUGCUCUCCUGCGCGGGCUCUCGCCCCACUUCACGCGACACACACGCAGCGCGCUCAUAAUU